AUGGAACAUCUUCUAUCGUGGCAUAGACCACAAGUACAAGCUUUCAUUGGAUACACAAGCAAUGGAAACUUCAUGACCAAGACUGUUGAUGAAGCUAAGGUUCUUAUUGAGAAUCUUGCAGCUAGUGAUUGUAACAACUGUCCUGAUUAUGACCGCUCAAGCCGCACCACUACUAGCUCCCCUGAUUCUUUUCAAAUGACUGAACUCAAGAACAUGAUGGCUCAAGUUCUUAAGGGACAGCUCAAGCAUAUCAAUGCAAUAGAAGGGAUGAGUGAUGCUAAUGAAGAUUCAUCAAGAGAAUGCAUGGGAGAUUUCUCUAAUGAAGCCAAUGAAGAAGAUGUGAACUACAUUGGAAACUAUGGGAACAAGGGAUACAAUCCAAGCUAUCGCCCAAACCCCAACAUGUCCUAUAGAAACCCCAAUGUGGAGAAUCCUCAAGACCAAGUGUAUCCUCCAAGGUAUCCACAACAACAAAGACCUCCUUACCAAUCUCAAGGAAGUCAAUUUCAGCCAAGGCAAGGAUAUGAGCAGAGAUCAUCAUAUCCGCCCAAGGAGCCAUAUGCUUCUUCACCAAAUCAAGCUCCUCCAAACCAACAAGGUGGGAGAUUUGAAGGAAUCCUCCAACAGAUCAUGGAUGGCCAGAAGAGAAACACUAAAGAGAUGUAUGAGAAGAUGGACACUUUGUUCAGCAAUCUCAACACCAAGUAUGAUGCUGUUGCCACUCAUGUGAAGAAACUAGAGACUCAAGUCACUCAAACUAUGGAAGCUGUUAAGAGACAGGAAGCUGAAUCCAAGAAGUCCUUUUGCAACUCAGCCGCCAUAGAAGAAAGAUUUGAAGACCAAGUUCCAGAAUGGAUGCUUUCAAAACCUACUGUUGAUUGCAUGAUUUGGCCUGAAGAGAAUUACCCAGAGAGAGAGUCCAAUCGAGCUAGAAAGAGAAGACUCUUCCCAAAGAUUAUCCCCAAGACAGAUAACUCAGGAAAGUUUGUUGUGCCUUGUAUCAUCAAAGGUAACAUUCUUGAGCAAUCUUUGUGUGACACAGGAGCCAAUGUGAACAUCAUGUCUAAGAGGAUAGCUGACAAGAUAGGCCUCACCAAGAUAGAGCCAUCAUCCAUCUCCAUCAACUAUGCUGAUUCAUUCUCACAAACACCCUAUGGCUUUGUGCCUAAUGUGAUGGUGCAGAUUGGAAAUUGCUCUAUCCCUACUGAUUUCCAGAUUGUGGAAAUGAGAGAGAGUAGCCAUAGACCUCUCAUAUUUGGAACCCCUUUCCUGUCUACUGUGGGUGCCAUAUUUGAUUUCCCCAAUCAAAGAAUCUCUUUCAACAAGGUGAACAAGGGUAUGUUCUUCCCUAUGUGUUCAACAAAGAACUCUUUUGUUGACAUGGUCCAAGAGGAGAAAGCUACUUUGAAGCCACCCCAAGAAGGAGAAACUGAAGAAACAAUCAAGGAAGAUCCCAUUCCUAAGCCCAAGCAGCUUGCCAAACAAGCAAGGAGUAAGACUAAGGCCCCUACACCAAAACCGCCCAAGGGAUCAACCAAGAUUGAAGAUGAGGCCAAGCCAAGAAGGAAGGUUAGAAAACCUAGGUCUGGCCGCAACAUGAAGCUUCUAUUCCCAAAGGAGCUUAUUGAUGAGAAUCUAGAAGGAUUCAAGGAGAGAGUGACAAGAACUCUAAAGCUUUUUCCUAAGGCAGUAGUGCCAAGGGACAUUCAUGGAGAGAUUGUCUAUCCAGCUGUGAAUCACCCACCAGAUACUCAUUGCAAGGAGAAAAGACUUGGAGGAUCAAAGAUGCCUCUUGUCUCCAUCUUCUCCUGA
Microthlaspi erraticum is the source of this 1812-nucleotide messenger RNA. The record is from the annotation of a GenBank genome assembly. Lineage: Eukaryota; Viridiplantae; Streptophyta; Magnoliopsida; Brassicales; Brassicaceae.